GCCAACUCCAAGGCCAAGAGUCUAGACCUCUACAUUCAACUCAUUCAAUCAUUGUUAGAGGUUGGAGCUAGAAUCAUUCAAAUUCUAAUUCAUUGUUUGUGUGCAGGGCUGGAGGAACUAUGUUCCUUCAGAGUUGAAGAUUAUUUACUCCUAGUCCAAACCUCCCGCAGGACGACAGGGGAUGGGAGCAGGCAGGGUUUGAUCCCGGGACCAUCGAUAAAUCCUAAUGACAAUCCAGCGCGCAAACCAUUUGUCCAGGUAGCCAUCAAGGACAAGGACAAAAUUUGACAUCCUUGGAAGAAGAGUUUCAUCUUUUUACCUUGAGUCACCAGUAGUAGAAACAUCAUGGUGACCAUGCAAAAUGAAAAUUACUUUAAAAAAAUAUAUCAGAAUGUCAGAUAAUAAAGUGGAUACAGGUCAGGUGGCCAAACCAGUUCUGAGACAUCUACGUCGAAGUAAAACAAUCAAUGUCUCACACUUUGGGACAAAUAAUGGCCAAUCCAGAAAUGAAGGAAGUUUCACUGAUGCCUAUGAAGGGCACAGGUCUCCAUCUCCCACUCCCCAACCAACAUCAUCUUGCCAAGCGUUGAAACAUGCAGUUUCAGCACUUACUAGAAUAGAUGAUUUCAUAUUGGAAGAGCUAGGAGAUGGAUUUUUUGCUAAUGUUUACAAGGCUACUCACAAAGUUACUAAUGAAGAAAUGGUGAUGAAGGUGAAUAAAGACUCUGCCAAUCGCUCUAGUGCAUUACGAGAAGUUCAGCUCAUGAAUAAACUAUCUCACCCUAACAUAUUAAGAUUUUUAGGUGUGUGUGUUCAUGAAGGUCAGUUACAUGCAUUGACAGAAUACAUCAGUGGAGGUACUUUAGAAACCUUGCUAGCUAAUAAAGAUGAAGAACUCCCUUGGACUCUCAGGAUAAAGUUGUCACUUGACAUAGCUAAAGGAAUGCAUUACUUACACGCAGAAGGUGUUUUUCACAGAGAUCUUACUUCUAAGAAUGUUCUUAUUAAGAAAGGGGAAAACAGAAACUAUCAAGCUGUUAUUGCAGACUUUGGUUUGGCUACCAAAAUUCCUGAACCCAAUACAGAGCCUUUGCCAUCUGUUGGGUGUCCUUGGUGGAUGGCACCUGAAGUUAUUCAUGGAAAGUAUUAUGAUCAGAGGGCCGAUUUGUUUUCUUAUGGCAUCAUCUUAUUAGAAAUAACAGCACGUAUUGAAGCUGACCCUGAAACAAUGCCAAGAACAAAGAAAUUUGGUGUUGACUACAUCAAAAUUUGUGAAAUGGUAGACUACUGCCCUUUGGAUUUUCUUCAAUUGGCUUUCAAGUGUUGUCAAAUCUUACCAGAACUUCGGCCUAGCUCUAGUGUUAUUAUAAGUAACUUGGAAAAGCUGUACAAGAGCUUGCGCAGUAACUCACAGAAUAAUUUAGGAAAACUUCACAAAAGAUCAAGAUCAGAAGAUAACAUUAUUCAAAGUAGUGACAGUAUGGCUGGAGAUGAGAUUCUCAUGACUCCUCAAAUAAUUGCACAAGCUAUGACCAAGGAUGAUCCUCAUUACUGCCCAGCUAAUGCCAAUCCAUUUGCUUCCAUCAGCAAGUUUAAAGAUGGCAGAAAAGUUUUGGAGUUUCCCAAACAGCGCAAGUGCAGCUUUAACAAUGGCCUUGCUCUGUUACUUGGAAGACAAGCUGAUCAGAUGUCAUCAUCCUGCAAUGGCAGUCAUAUUUUCAUGAAACCUGAAAGUCAGUCCCUUCCUUGCUCACCUGUUAUGCUCCGCAAGGCAGCAGAGAAGCUUCAUCAAGCCUCUCUCCAUGGGAGUGAUGCAGUGGAGCUAGAAGAGGAUCCUAAGAUAAGGUUUACUGCUAGUAGUGAUCACCAGGAUUCAGGAAACACAUCCCCUGCUUCUGAAAAAAGGGCUAGAUUUGGUUGCAGUCGAACUCGAAGCUUAGGAAGUUUGGAUUUUUUCAGCCCCAUGGGAUUGUCCAGCACUGGAAGAAUGCGUCUGAAAAUAAAUCCUUCAGGUCAGUUAGAUAAAAAAGGUUACUGCAAUCGAGAAACUGCAAGGAUAAGAGAAUCAAGUGUGGAAGAUCAGCUUCUGAAUGGAUUAGGAGAAAGUACAGAUGAUCUAAAUGAGAACAGUGUCUACUCUGAUUGUGUUGUUCAUUUAAGGAACAGCAUCACCUCUGGCUCCUUUAAAAGUGUCAGUAGUGACAGGGAGGAAACUAGUAGAGAGGGUCGCUUCAGCAGCUUAGACCAAGAUGAAACCAGUGGUGCUGGUUACUUUGGUAGCUGCGGGGAAAGCCUCAGCUGCUGCAGUCUAUCGAGCUAUGUUAGUUGUGGAGAUUUGGAAGAGCUUGAUGAACGAAGUGCUGAGGUCUUCAGUGACCAGGUGGUACCAGUAGGCUCAGAAUGCCUAGGAGAGUUGGAUGUGAGUAAACCAUGCAUUGCUAUAGACAGCAAGAGCUAUGAAGCCAAUCACUUUAGCUUGGACACUGUGAAAGAGUGUCUGGGGACAAUGGGUGAGGCUCAGGAUCUAAUCAUAACUAAAUUUUAGAUCUCUGCAUAUUGCUUCAACAGUUAGAACAGUCACCUGAAAUGGAAAAUUAUUUCAAACAUCAAGCUAAAAGGUAAUGUGUACAAGAGAAGAAACACUAAUGGUUACACCACUGUCUGAAAUAACUAAAGUAGUUUGUUUUUAAUUUUUUUUUUUUCCAAUUGCUCUAGUUUUCUCUUUGUUCUUGUUAAUUAUGCUUAGUUUUUGCAUGUGUCCAAGUUUGUUGCUAAAUUGUGUUUUUCAAAUAUAUUGUUGGCCUAAAUUUUGUUUUGUCACUAUAGUUUAAUUGAUCAAAUUAUUUAUUUUACUUAUCGUAAAGAUUCAUUUAGAAUAAGAAUAUAUUUGAAUUUUGCACUAGAGACUUGAUAAUUAUUUCAGCUUGUAUAUUUACAUAAUGAAUGCUUCAAUACCACACAAUUAUUUGUUAAGCCUUAUGAUUUAACUAAUUAUGGUAUAUUUUUAGUUCACUGUCAUAAUUAGAACUAAUUGUUUAAAAAUUUUCUUAUAUUUGAAUCUAACUGUAUAUAACGUUAGUCUGUACAGAUAGCAAAACUUAUUUCCAAAGACUUUAAGCCAGUAUUUUGUUGAUACCAAACACAACUUACCUAUGUAAUAUUACCAGCUUUGUAGCAUUGACUUUGAAUUGACUACUUUAAUGGUAUAAUGUGCAAUUGUUUUAAAACAAUGAUCUUUAUCUAUUUUGUUUUUGCCUACUAUUUACUAAUUUGACUAUUUUAAGUAAAUCUUUGAAGAUAUACUUACUAUUUUUUUUUUAUUUAAGAAAUUUCUUUUUACUUCUAUUCUAAAUUUAUUAUUAUUUUGGUGAAGAUCAAAAGAAAUUCUAAUUGUGACCUGUUUCUUGAUUCCUCGGACAUACUAACUUAUAAUAAUCACAAUAAGAUCAUUCAGUAUUUAUGUAUCUGCUUCUUAUGUAACUUUAUUGCCAUUAUCUAUAACACUAAAUUUGAUAUAAACAGCAUUUAACCUCAGCUUGUUCCUUACACAUUUUGUCAAUGUUCCCAGACUCACUGCAUUUACACUUCAAAUCAAGAAAAGUAACAAAUAAUUCACUGAUAAAUUGAGUGAUAUUUUGUAAGUUUCAGUUUUUUGCUAUUGUUUCUUCUAGUCCUUUUUUUUUUUUACAGUAUAAUGUAUUAAUGGGGCUGUUGAUUAUUUUUUGUUUAGCUUCAUUUUGUAAUUCAACUCACCCAAAUCAUGUAUUAGUUUAUUCAAUGAUUGUGUUCAGACAGUUAUUUUUCGUCUUAUUCAGCAUUAUUGUCUAAACCUUCACAUUUGCAUCAGUCCUGCAUACUUAUGUUUCACAUAUCAACUUUUCCACAUUGACUCAGACAUUUUCUACUGAGGUGAUAUUUGUCUUAUAUAAAAUUAUUUCUAAUUAAUUGAUGUACACAUUUUUCUAUUGUACAGAUCCCUAAAGAAUUAUAUUAUACGGUGUAUAUAUUUCUUUUCUUUAAAAAUUAAUAUAUUUUAAAAUUAUUUAUUAUAUUAGCCAAUAUAUUUAUUAUCAGAGUAAUAAAAUUAUGUAUUUAUGAGUUUCAAUUUGAAGAGUCUUUAAUUGAUCACCUUUAAGUUUUAGGUGCUGGUACUAAUCUGUAAAGAAUGUCCCGGGUGUCCCAACAUAGACUUCUAGUUGUUGUGUUGUUGUUUUCAACAGAAUGCCUUACCCUUUCCAGUUCUAUUGAAAUUCUGACUUUAGCAAAUGAAAUUGCAGUAUGUCUGUCAAUCGGCUACACUUCUCAGCACUGUUGGAUUGGAAAUACCACUGGUCAUGUAUCUGUUCGGUAUAACUAGGAAAUUUAUCUUGUUGUUUUUUUUUUCAUAGAUUUAUUCACCCACAACGUACCUAAUAUCAUUAUUAUAAGCCUAUACUUUUUUUUCAAAUGAUAUGUCAAAAUAUAGGAAUUUGGAAUUUCUGUUGCAUUUGUGUGUACCUGGUCAUGCGUUGAAACAUACAUAAUAAAAGCACAUUCUGUCAUCAGGUUUAACUUUGUGAGUGCCUAACUUUGAAAUAAUUGAGUCACUUGUGCACCAUCAUUGAAUAUAUUCAAAGAUACUAUAAGAAAUGUAUUUCUAAGUGGGAUAAAGUUUGUUUUUAUCUAGUGUGGCAGUCUAAGAGAAUGUUAUGGUGGCAGUAACUUAGCCAAGUUGUACAUUUGGGUUCUUUUUUUUUUAAAAUACACUUUUCUCCCUUAAGAUUGAAAAAAAAAUGUUCAACCAGUAGAUAGAUUUUGGAAUAAAGGUUGGAUAGAGAUGUAACCAGGGGCAAAAAUUCAUUUUUAAAAGCACAAGAAAAAAAAAUUGAAACUCCAGCAUUCAUUUGAUGGUCACAUUUUCAGUGCUUUAAAAAUUAACCAACAUCUACAUUAUUUAACUUCAACUACUUACACAUAUAACAUACUGUUUAGCUGUUUAAAUACUAAUGUUUAUUUUUUCAUGGUUCAGUACAAUGAAACUUUGGAUUUUGUUUUAAAUAGAAAAUGUAUUUUUCAAUCAUAUGUUAUUUCAUAUACAUGUAAAGCAAUGACACACUAUUAUUUUCUUAUUUAGCCAUCAUGUAGCCCAAACGAAUUCAUUUUUUUUUAUCUGUAAGCCUGAAAACAAAAACAUUAAAGAAUAUUUGAACAUGA
Molecule: messenger RNA, 5193 nt
Organism: Biomphalaria glabrata
Lineage: Eukaryota; Metazoa; Mollusca; Gastropoda; Planorbidae
Product: serine/threonine-protein kinase 24-like
Exons: 13
Coding region: 362-2545 (727 amino acids)
Biological process (GO): protein phosphorylation; actin cytoskeleton organization
Cellular component (GO): nucleus; cytoplasm
Molecular function (GO): protein serine/threonine kinase activity; ATP binding
Source: RefSeq, a predicted model, not a curated record